UCCUUCUUUCCUUUUCUUUCUUCUUCAAUCUCCAAUUUCUUCACUGUCAAUAGACAAAAACAGAGAAAUGGACACCUUCCUGUUCACAUCCGAAUCCGUCAAUGAGGGCCACUCUGACAAGCUGUGCGACCAAGUCUCCGAUGCCAUCCUUGAUGCCUGCCUAGAACAAGACCCUGAAAGCAAGGUUGCCUGUGAAACCUGCACCAAGACCAACAUGGUUAUGGUCUUUGGUGAGAUCACCACCAAGGCCACAGUCAAUUACGAGAAGAUUGUCCGUGACACUUGCAGAGGCAUUGGAUUUGUGUCAUCUGAUGUAGGUCUCGAUGCUGACAAAUGCAAAGUUCUUGUUAACAUCGAACAGCAGAGCCCUGACAUUGCCCAGGGUGUUCAUGGUCACCUCACAAAGAAGCCUGAGGAAAUUGGAGCUGGUGACCAAGGUCACAUGUUCGGCUAUGCAACAGAUGAAACCCCGGAGUUGAUGCCUCUCACCCACGUCCUUGCCACUAAACUUGGCGCCAGGCUCACUGAGGUGAGGAAGAACGGAACUUGCCCAUGGCUGAGGCCUGAUGGCAAGACCCAAGUGACUGUGGAGUACAGAAAUGAUGGUGGUUCCAUGGUUCCUAUCAGGGUCCACACUCUACUCAUCUCUACUCAACAUGAUGAGACUGUAACCAACGAUCAGAUUGCAAAGGAGCUGAAGGAGCAUGUGAUCAAGCCAGUUAUCCCAUCCCAGUACCUUGAUGAGAAGACCAUAUUCCACCUCAACCCUUCAGGUCGCUUUGUCAUUGGUGGCCCCCAUGGUGAUGCAGGGCUCACUGGCAGGAAGAUCAUCAUUGACACCUAUGGUGGAUGGGGUGCUCACGGUGGAGGUGCUUUCUCUGGCAAGGAUCCAACCAAGGUGGACCGUAGUGGUGCUUACAUUGUUAGACAGGCUGCCAAGAGUGUAGUGGCAUCAGGGCUUGCUCGUCGCUGCAUUGUGCAAGUUUCUUAUGCAAUUGGUGUGCCAGAGCCAUUGUCUGUGUUCGUAGACACAUACCAGACUGGGAAGAUUCCAGACAAGGACAUCUUGGCUCUUAUCAAGGAAAACUUUGAUUUCAGACCAGGAAUGAUUGCGGUUAACCUAGACCUCAAAAGAGGAGGUAACUUCAGGUACCAGAAGACUGCAGCCUAUGGGCAUUUUGGCCGUGCUGACCCAGAUUUCACAUGGGAGACUGUCAAACCUCUCAAGUAUGAUAAAGCAUGAGCCAGUACUGUUUUUUUAUGGUUUGGCUACUCCUCUCCUCUGAGGGAAGAAGAUAAAGCAUCCACAAGUUAACAUGUCCUAUCAGAUUAAUGUUCAACUUCAACCAUCCAGUUCAUAGAAACUGAAAAAGAAGAGCAGCAAGAUAGAAGACAAGUCCUAGCUUGCAAUUAAGCAGUAGUAGAUUAGGGGUUAUAGAAUUCAUUUCACCCAUCUCUUGUCUUUGUUUUCCUCACUUUGGGAUGUAGGCUUUUCUGCCAACAACACGUUAGUUGUUGCUGGGGUUUUUCAAAAACAAACUCUACCAUUGAUAAAUUUUCAGUACAUAAAAUUGCAUGCCUCUGUCUCCCCCACGGGGAUGCUGUUG
Molecule: messenger RNA, 1607 nt
Organism: Nelumbo nucifera (sacred lotus)
Lineage: Eukaryota; Viridiplantae; Streptophyta; Magnoliopsida; Proteales; Nelumbonaceae
Product: S-adenosylmethionine synthase 1-like
Biological process (GO): S-adenosylmethionine biosynthetic process
Molecular function (GO): methionine adenosyltransferase activity; ATP binding
Source: RefSeq, a predicted model, not a curated record